AUGGGUCGGCUCGACCGGAGUGAUACCACGGCCUCACAGAAAACCGGCGUGAAACAACUACAGCGUUGUGUUCGACGUGGCAUGGAAGUGAUUCCUGAGAGAGCAAACGCGACCUUCGUGAACCCUAAAUACACGUCGAACGUAACAAUAAACAUUCGACGGUACAGCAGGAGGUCUCGCUACUACAUCAACUUGAUGGGCAACACCAAACAAGUGUGGAAUAACAAUAUCACGGUGGAUAUAAAAGUCAACCAGUAUUUACACAACGAGUACCGGCCCUCCUUCAUAACGCACCAUUAUAAGUUCUGUGACCUUAUAAAUAAGGAUGAAUUCAUCGGUGGCGCCAUCAGGAACGCUGGCGUGGUGUGUCCCUUACCUGCUGGUUAUCACGGCGUAAUGAACAUCACUGCGCCGACGGAACAUUUUCCCAACGUAUUUCCCUUCGAGAAAGGACGCCUCGACUUCGUUGUAUCCCUGACAAGCACACAAGAACCAAUUUUAAAACUAUACGUUGAAGUAAGGUUUAAGCAAAAAUAA
Messenger RNA from Spodoptera exigua (beet armyworm), 537 nucleotides. The record is from the annotation of a GenBank genome assembly. NCBI's taxonomy places the organism in Eukaryota, Metazoa, Arthropoda, Insecta, Lepidoptera, Noctuidae.